Molecule: messenger RNA, 708 nt
Organism: Salvelinus fontinalis (brook trout)
Lineage: Eukaryota; Metazoa; Chordata; Actinopteri; Salmoniformes; Salmonidae
Product: lithostathine-like
Exons: 2
Coding region: 40-381 (113 amino acids)
Source: RefSeq, a predicted model, not a curated record
CUGCACUACAUCAAUGAGUCCAAGAGCUGGAUUAAUGCCAUGGAGUUCUGCAGAAGUCGUGGCUCCAAGUCCAACCUGGUGCACAUUACCAACCAGACCGUGCAGGCUGACGUGACCCAGCUCAUCGCCAAUGUGGGGCUGGCAUGUGGGGGGGUGUGGAUUGGUCUGGAGAGGUCCAUCUUUGAGUGGAGCGCCCCCUGGCUGUGGACCAGUGGUGAUGUUGAUAAGGUGGUGAAGUACAGUGAGUGGCACAGCUGCUUCCCCCUCAACCCCAUCAAUUACCACUGUGGUAAGAUGGUCCGGGUUGGUAACAGAGAACUGAAGUGGCUGGAUGCUUCCUGUCAUCAGGAAUUACCCUUCAUCUGUCAAGAUCUCCACUAGAAGGCGCUCCAUGGCAGCCUGGACAGUCUGCAGCCAGACACCACACUGAUCUGCCAGAGAGACUUCCACACUCAUGGUCUGGAAGGAACCUGCAUUUCAAUUCGUAAUAUUUUACACCAAUAUAACUAUUACUAUUAUUAGGACUUUUUAUUGUCAUAUUUCAUAUUAUAUUACUUAAUGAUACUGUAUGUAUAUAGACUGACUCACAAGCAUUGCAAUUUGACCUAUAGUUUACUGUAAUACUUUGAUUGUUUUAAAAUAAAGAAAGGUGAAGUAAACUGUAACUGAAAAUGUAGUAUUUAACUCCUGUGUGAUAUGUACGGUUUC